Molecule: messenger RNA, 2255 nt
Organism: Amaranthus tricolor (Joseph's coat)
Lineage: Eukaryota; Viridiplantae; Streptophyta; Magnoliopsida; Caryophyllales; Amaranthaceae
Product: U-box domain-containing protein 15
Exons: 4
Coding region: 50-2092 (680 amino acids)
Biological process (GO): cell surface receptor signaling pathway; protein ubiquitination
Cellular component (GO): nucleus; cytoplasm
Molecular function (GO): ubiquitin-protein transferase activity; protein binding
Source: RefSeq, a predicted model, not a curated record
AAACAACCUUCAAUAAAAUUUUAAUUCCCCAUAACUCAUCAACAAGAUCAUGUUAUCAAAGAAAUCAAAAUCAAUACAAAAUCUAAGCCUAAAUAGUCCAAUUCCCAAUGGGAUAGGAGACUUAAAAAAUAAUGGGAAUCAAGAAGAAAUAAUUUUGGUUGAGGAGGAUAAUUUUAUGAUAAUAACACCAAAAGAAGGUAGAGAUAUAAUUCAUGAUUUAGAGGUAUUAAUAGAAUCAAUUGGAUUAAUUGGUGAUUAUAGAACUAAUCAAAAGAAAGAAAGCCAAAAUCUUGUACGUAGAAUUAAGUUAUUACAUCUUCUUAUACAAGAGAUUAAAGAGACUAAUGCUCCUCUUCUUGAUUCAACUCAUCUUUGUUUAUGUAAUUUGAGAAAAGCUCUUUUACAUGCUAAAAAAUUGCUAAAGACGUGUGCUAUGGGUAGCAAGAUAUAUCUGGCACUUGAACGUGAGGCAAUUACGCGUAUGUUCAAUUCUGUUAAUGCUAAAUUAAGCCAAGCUGUGGAUGAUAUUCCCUUUGACGAUCUCAACAUAUCAGAUGAGGUCAAAGAACAGACGGAACUGAUGGGCCUACAACUCAAGAGAGCGAAGAGAAGAACCGACACACAAGAUAUGGAGUUGGCAAUGGACAUGAUGAUUGUUUUUAGUAAAGAAGAUGGAAGGAAUGCAGACAUUGCUAUUAUGGAAAGACUAGCAACAAAGCUUGAUUUAGGGACACCAGAGGAACUAAGAGAAGAAACUAAAGCCGUAAGAAGACUUUCAAAGGACAAAAGAGCUGAAGAACAUAUGCAACUUAUCUUAGAUUUGCUUAACAAAUUCAAACAAAUUGCUGGAAUAGAUGAAACUAAUGCCAUGAUUAAUGAUGAUUCUGCUACAAAUAAGCCCAUAAAACCACAGACUAUCAAGAGUCCUAAUAUAGAAACCCCUCAAGAAUUUCUUUGUCCAAUCACUUUGGAAAUUAUGACUGAUCCUGUUAUUGUUUCCACUGGACAGACAUAUGAACGAGAAAGCAUCCAGAAAUGGCUAGAAUCAAAUCACAGAACAUGUCCAAAAACAGGACAAGUAUUAGAACAUCUAUCAAUAGCACCAAAUUAUGCACUAAAGAACCUGAUCAUGCAAUGGUGCGAGAAGAACAAGGUCGAAGUGAUGCGAAGAAAAGACGAUUCAACAGCAACAGCAACAGCAACCGCAUCUUCAGCUGAACACAAAUCGAAUGUAAUGACACUAAUUGAAAAUCUGUCGUCGUUUUGCGUGGAAGCCCAACGAGAAGCUGUCCAUAAGCUUCGAUUAUUGUCUAAGGAAAGCCCCGAAAACAGAAUCCUAAUAGCAGAAAGCCGCGGUAUUCCACCCUUAAUCGAACUUUUAAAAUCGAAAGACUCGAAGAUCAAAGAACAUUCGGUCACAACAUUAUUGAACUUAUCAAUUGAUGUUACUAACAAGAAGGUUAUAACACAAAAUGGUGCAAUUCCUACAAUUAUACAAGUCCUUUUGAAUGGUAAUGUAGGAGCUAAGGAAAAUGCUGCUGCAACUUUGUUUAGUCUAUCUAUGUUAGAUGAAAAUAAGGUCAUAAUUGGAUUAUAUGAUGGGAUUCCACCAUUAGUUAACUUAUUAGAAAAAGGCACGGUUCGAGGCAAAAGAGAUGCUGCAACCGCGCUUUUUAACCUGUGUUUAAACUCGAUGAAUAAAUCUCGAGCUAUUGAAGCUGGGAUUGUAACACCGUUAUUGGGUUUGAUCGAUGAUUCCGAGCUUGGAAUGAUCGAUGAAGCGUUGUCGAUUUUAUUGCUUAUUGCUUCUCAUCCUCAAGGAAGGCAAGAAAUAGGCCAACUUACAUUUAUACAAAGUUUAAUUGAGUUUAUAGGUGGUGAUGAUCAUGAUGUUACACCUAAGAAUAAAGAAGGGGCGGUUGCACUUUUGCUUGAAUUAGGGUUAAAUGGUGGAUCAUCUUUUUUGCUUGCUGCUCUUCAAUUUGGAGUCUAUGAGUAUUUGGUUGAUAUUUCUCAAAGUGGGACUAAUAGAGCUCAAAGAAAGGCUUGUUCUAUUUUGCAACUUAUGCGUCAAUAUGAACAAAUUCCUUGAUGAUAUACACUCUCGAGUCUGUUUAAGAAGGUUACAGGGUCAGAUGUAAGCAAUUUCACCUCUGUAUAGCGCAAAAAGAUGUUGAUAAUUUUUUGUUUAUUAUUAUUGAUUGUAAAAAGCAAGUAUAGCUUAGCUUGUAUAAAUAUGUUUAAUUAGAUCUUGA